CAGGCAAAAUUUUGGAUCUUUACUAGUACAACACUAAAUUCACCAAAUCCUCUUUGAAAGCAUUUAUAUCACUUGUAUUAUUGUACUAAAAACUUAUUCCUCAAGAUCUGCCAGUCCCAACCCCUCUAAACAGUUAUCUUGCACUCAUACCUUUGAUCAAAUGGAGGUUCAGUUGCAAAGGAGCUAUCUUGAAUAUAGUAAAUCCUUGUUUCGUGAGGGACUCUUGGAUGCUCAGUUUGUUGAGCUGCAGAUGCUUCGAGAUGAGAGCAAUCCUGAUUUUGUGAUGGAAGUGGUCACCCUUUUCUUUGAGGAUUCUCAACGAAUUCUCAAUCAACUCUCCAAUACCUUGAAUGAUCAGAGUGUGGACUUUAAGAAGGUUGACGCUAAUGUGCACCAUCUGAAAGGUAGCAGCUCAAGUAUUGGGGCUCUGAGAGUGAGAAAUGCUUGCAUUGCCUUCCGCAGCUUCUGUGACGCCCAAAACGUUGAAGCGUGCCUUACAUGCUUGCAGCAAAUUAAGCAAGAGUACUUGCUAGUGAAGAACAAGCUGGAAGCUCUACUAAGGUUGGAGCAGCAGAUUGUGGCAGCCGGUGGAGUGGUUCCCGUGUUGAACGACUUCUCCUGAGGCGAAUGAGGCAGCUGUGUCGGUAGUGAGUUUUUUGGUUGUACCAGUUUGCUGAGGUUAAGGUUACCUACUUGUGAAAAUUGGUUGUAGUUUGGAAACUCCUCUGUUAAUAAUGCAUUAUCUGGUCAUCAAAAAAUGUUGCUGAAUCUCUUACUAUCCAAUAACUUGAAACCAUGAAUCAGUUUAUCAUACUCAGUUAUAAGUCUUGAUAUUUUUGUAA
This is a messenger RNA of Salvia splendens (bonfire salvia), 842 nucleotides long. Its product is annotated as histidine-containing phosphotransfer protein 1. The transcript is spliced from 6 exons. The coding region runs from base 161 to 622 and encodes 153 amino acids. Lineage: Eukaryota; Viridiplantae; Streptophyta; Magnoliopsida; Lamiales; Lamiaceae. Gene Ontology annotation, molecular function: histidine phosphotransfer kinase activity; protein histidine kinase binding. Gene Ontology annotation, biological process: cytokinin-activated signaling pathway; phosphorelay signal transduction system; phosphorylation. Gene Ontology annotation, cellular component: cytoplasm; nucleus. The record is from RefSeq and is a predicted model, not a curated record.